UCUCCGUCCACUGCCCAGCGGGGACGGUAACAACGAAGGCGGCAGUGUGGCCUUGCGGGCCCUGUGCACCUUGACCGAACCGGUUCCCCACCUUAGCCGGAAGGAGAUUCCUUCCCGCGCGUCCUUGUACGUUGCUCGCGCUCGGCAGCGCGGCAUCCAUUCGCCAGGCAUCCACUGGCGCAGCGAGGCACGCCUGCUGCGGGGGCGUCGCGCGGCGCAGCGAUGCAGCUGGCGGUAGCUGUUGCAACGAUCCUGGUGCUGGUCACGUGCCGCGCGACGGAGCUGGACAGCAGGCAGAUGGAGCUCCUUGACAAGGCCAACAACAGCAGGAUUGCACCCGACUUGAUCGAGGCAAUUCCGGGGGCCGUUUUCGAAGCGAGAUUCGAGGCGGGCCCGAUCGCCAUGGGAAACCGCUUCACCCCGGAGCAGGCGUCCGCCGCACCGUCGGCCAUCGAGUUCCCGAGAACCGCCGGAACAACGUACACGAUCGCCAUGCUGGACCCGGACGCGCCCAGCAUGAGCGACCCCAAGUUCGGGCCCAUCCUACACUGGCUAGUGGUCAACGUGGAGGCGGGAGACGUCAAGGAGCCCGUCAACUACACGCGGGGAAAUGAGCUGUUCAGCUACCGCGGUCCGAAGCCCCCCGCAGGAUCGGGUCCGCAUCGGUACGUUUUUCUGGCAUACGAGCAACAAAAUAUCAUCGAGUCGCCCCAGAUGGUUCCGUUCGACAAGAGGAAGAACUUCAAAAUUGCCGAGUUUACCAAAGAACACAACCUGGGUAAUCCGAUAGCGCUAAAUUACUUUCUCGCUGAGAACGCAAUAUAAGCUACUUUCUCGCAUAUAAUGCAAUAUGCAUGUAACGACACAUUGCAGUUUGCGUAGAUGUUUUGUUAAACUACGUUUUGUCAUAAAGCGUCUUUUUCAAAUAAAGUUCUUUGUAAUCACCUU
Molecule: messenger RNA, 948 nt
Organism: Dermacentor albipictus
Lineage: Eukaryota; Metazoa; Arthropoda; Arachnida; Ixodida; Ixodidae
Product: protein D2-like
Source: RefSeq, a predicted model, not a curated record